Molecule: messenger RNA, 759 nt
Organism: Talpa occidentalis (Iberian mole)
Lineage: Eukaryota; Metazoa; Chordata; Mammalia; Eulipotyphla; Talpidae
Product: serine protease 1-like
Exons: 5
Coding region: 1-759 (252 amino acids)
Biological process (GO): proteolysis
Molecular function (GO): serine-type endopeptidase activity
Source: RefSeq, a predicted model, not a curated record
AUGAAGACCAUCGUAUUUCUUAUGUUCCUAGGAAUUGCUGGGGCUUUACCCAUAAGUGAUGAUGACUCGGAUGACAAGAUUGUUGGGGGCUACGUCUGUGCCAAGAACGCGGUUCCCUACCAGGUGUCCCUACAAGUCGGCUCCCACGUGUGCGGGGGCUCCCUCAUCAGGCGCCAGUGGGUGCUGUCCGCCGCCCACUGCUACAAACCGAGCUUCCAGGUGAAACUGGGUAAACACAACCUCGCAGUCUCUGAGAGGACUGAACAGAUCAUCAACUCGGUGAAGGUCAUCAAGCACCCCGGUUACAAUCCUAAAACCUUGAAGCACGACAUCAUGCUGAUUAAGCUGGCCAGGCCUGCCAUCCUCAACAGGAGCGUGAGAACCAUUGCCCUGCCCAGGGCCUGCCCCGUGAGCGGAACGUGGUGCCUGCUCUCCGGCUGGGGCAAUGAGGACAGGGCUGGAUCCAAGAGCUCUAAUGUCCUGCGAUGCCUGUCUGCCCCGGUGUUGCAGCCCCAGACUUGCCACUGGGUCUACCCUGGCCAGAUCUACAGCAGCAGCAUGUGCCUGGGCUUCCUCCAUGGCGGGAAGGACACCUGCAAGGGUGACUCGGGGGGGGGCGUGGCCUGCAAGGGAGCCGUGCACGGCAUUGUUUCCUGGGGUGCAGGCUGUGCCCAGAAAGGCAAACCUGGCGUCUAUACCAAAGUCUGCAAGUACCUCAAGUGGAUCCGCAGGACCAUGGCGGCCAACAGACGCAGCUAA